AAGAAAACAACAUCUUUCCAAAGCUUCUCUUCGCUUUCACUCUCGAAGUAAAAAGCAAGAAUAUUUUGGUCUGACUUUUUCUGUAAAACACCAUAUCUCCAGAUCUUAGGUUAAUGGAGGUGGUUUUGGAUCAAAACGACGCUGCUCAAUGGACUUACAGAGGCGAAGGCGCCAUUAAUCUUGUCCUUGCUUACUCCGGAUCAUCUCCUGCCUUUAUUGGCAAAGUUUUGCGGAUUCAGAAGGUUGCGAGGAACAAAUCGAAGCCUGACAAGAGCCUCACAGCUUUAGCCCUGCACGAGCGCCUUGUGUGGAAGGAGAUAGAAGACAUUGUGUCCGCACCUACCAGAGAACUUGCCGGCCACAAGUUUCUGGAGCACGUAAUAAGCCCUUUACUGGGUUCCAAAUAUGUAGAUGUUGGGAAGCGCGUUAUGGUUUCAAGGGAAUUUCUUGAGUCGGUUGAGAAAAAUGUAUUGUCUCAGCGUCCUGCUUGGAGAGUUGAUGCUGCCAAAGUUGAUACACGUUGUGAUUCCGUGCUUCUACUAUCUGAUCAUUCUAUUUUUCCAAGUGGCAUCCAUGAAGGUGAACACUGCUUAUGUGUAGAGAUAAAGCCCAAAUGUGGAUUCCUCCCAAUCUCAGAAUUUAUAGGUGAAGGGAACUGCAUCAAACGAAGUGUAUCUCGUUAUAAAAUGCACCAGGCCCUCAAGUUGCAUGGAGGAGAGAUUUCCUCAUUUAGUGAAUAUGACCCUAUUGAUUUGUUCUCGGGAGUAAAGGACAGAAUACAUAAAUCUAUCAAUGAUCUCCUCUCAUCCCCUCAAAACAAUUUUCGUGUAUUUUUAGAUGGUUCUCUAAUAUUUGGGACCUUGGGUGGUAUUGCUGACAGUACAAAUUCUGUCAUUCUAGAAGGAUUUGAAGAUGCACUCAAAGAUGUCAUUCUAGGGGAUCAUGGUCUGCGUACAGAGAGUUUUAUACAACUUAUUGCCGAAACAAUUUACACAUCCGGAGUAAUGGAUAGGCUUAUAGAACUUCAAAAGCUUGAGAAUCUUGACAUAGAGGGGGCAAUUCAUGCAUAUUAUAAUAUUAUUUGUGAGCCUUGCAAAGUGUGUAGAGAAUUGGGGGAAGAGAAAGUUCCACACAAGUAUACGACCUUGCAUUCCAUUUCUUUAGACGAAAGCUUGAAGAUAGUAAAGAACUUUUUGAUCGGCACAACAGCCAAGGACUGCAGUUUGAUGAUGAGUUUUAAACCGAGGAAAGGUGUCUCAGAAUCUCCGUAUGACAGUGUGUACCUGAAAUCAACCCGUCAAACUUUUGAUUAUAAGGUAUGUUUCAUUGAUCUGGAUUUGAAACCUUUUGAAAGUAUGCAAGAAUAUUAUGAAAAAGACAAGAAAAUUGUAAGCUGCUACACACGGAUGGUGAAAUCAAAGCAAGAGGUGGAAUAAAAUUAAUAGUUUGGAUGUUUAUGGAAAUGUGAUCCGAGGUUUAAUACAAUGCCAUGGAUCAUAUUACUGAAGAUCUUAAUGGUAAGUGCCAGUCGCUUGAUUAGGCAAUUUUUCCUAUUCAAUGUUGUUGUUGUAAUUGUUACAAGACUUGGAAGGAACUGCAAUUCUGUUACCCGGUUUGUUCCCCUCUUUUUUUAGGGGUUGAUGGGUAGCUGAAUGUCCUUUGUUAAUGUAAAUGUUUAAACUAUUGUCUAGCUACUUUACUCGAGUAAUGAGCCUUGUUUCCCAUUAAUAAAUAAUAAAAAACACCCAUUCCUUGUCUUGCCACUUGAUCAUUCUUUGGGUGGUCUCAAUGGUAAGUUAUUACAUGUC
Molecule: messenger RNA, 1808 nt
Organism: Humulus lupulus (European hop)
Lineage: Eukaryota; Viridiplantae; Streptophyta; Magnoliopsida; Rosales; Cannabaceae
Product: inositol-pentakisphosphate 2-kinase-like
Exons: 7
Coding region: 114-1436 (440 amino acids)
Biological process (GO): inositol phosphate biosynthetic process
Cellular component (GO): nucleus
Molecular function (GO): ATP binding; inositol-1,3,4,5,6-pentakisphosphate 2-kinase activity
Source: RefSeq, a predicted model, not a curated record